This is a messenger RNA of Leptosia nina, 1896 nucleotides long. Lineage: Eukaryota; Metazoa; Arthropoda; Insecta; Lepidoptera; Pieridae. The record is from the annotation of a GenBank genome assembly.
AUGUUUCCCACUAAUCAUAAAACGAUUUUCGUAUUGGAUCAUACCCCUUACUUUGGUAUUUCUUCGGAUUAUCCGAUAGAUUUCGAUGUGUCGAAAAGUAGAGGUCCUGGGUAUGUACCAUUACCUCCAAUUUGCAAAUCUUUAUGGACGUGCAGUGUAGAAGCGGCUGUCGAGUACUGUCGUGUUGUAUGGGACUUGUUUCCGGAAGGAAAAUUGGUAAGAUUCAUAGUAAGUGACGCUGCUGCUCAUAUUUUAAAUACAUGGGCUGUAGCACAACAAAAUUUAACUCAUAUUCUAAAUGGAUUGUGCCUAGUAGGUCCUGUUAGAAGAGGCGCAGGUGGAGAUGUUGUUGGUCUCUGUGCUGCUAUAGAGUCCCUAGCUGAGCCAUCUCCAACACAAUCAUCUCGACCCCCUACAGAAAGUCAUUUUCAAAAUCGGGGACGUAUUAUAUGCAUAACAAGUGCAAGAGAUGAUGAUUCAAUCAGGAGCCUUGCUGAGAUUGCAAUGAAUACUUUGGUCCAACAAAAUAAGAAGGCAUCUGCUAUACAACCUCCUACCACAACAGAUGCAUCAACAAGUACACAGUCUCUGGUUGUCCACUACUGUCACUUAGUUAUAAUAAACGUUACACCAGAAAAAGCAGAAACAAGAGUCAAUAACCAACCAUUAACUGAGAUGGGAGGAGGACUGAUGGGAGUUGAAGUUAUAGUAUGUAGAGCAAGUUCUUUAGCUAAUCUAUUAGGAAAGUUAGUUCUACCUCACUACAGACUUGCAGUAACCACUGUUACUGGGAUUCCUAUGAAGGAGGAACAAAAUGCAAGUUCUAGUGCGAAUUACGAUGUAGAUAUUAUACAUUCCGCUGAAGCACACGCUGGAUUAAGGGCUUCACAGACGGCCGCUGAAGCUAAUGAAUCAGUGGUACUGCGCUGGUGGACUCCGCGCGGUGCGGAGGGCGGCGCGGGCGGUUGCAACGGGCCUCUGUGGCGUGUCACGCCAGCUGACGUAGCGUCACGUCCCUCUGCGUGUCUCGUUAACUUCUUGCUUAAUGGACGGUCUGUCACUCUUGAGGUGCCCACAAGAAAAGCUGGCUGCAGAUCAGCGUCUCACGUGCUAGCGGCACAAGGAGGUGAACUAUGGAUCGGUGCUUUGGGGGGUAGGACCCCGUAUGAUGAUCCACCAGCACUGUCUGAAGGUGCCGGUGGCAGAGUUACUGAUUAUAGGAUAAAAGAAUUUGGAGCUCUUAUGCAACAAAAUAAAGUACAUCCACUGAGAGGGACCGGCGCAAACGCACGAGCUCGCACCAAGUUACAAAGACACACUACAUAUUGGCCACUUACUAUAUCUUCGACGCUUAUAUUCAAUUUAGGAUCUGUAAUGGAACCCUUAACUAGACUGGUAGUGCAGGAAUCUCUGACUGAAGACGAAGUAGAUUCAUGUCGUGGUGUUCUGCUAUCGCUUCUCGGGAUGGAGUCACGCCAUGAGUUCCCCACCGCGCAGCUACCCUCUAAUUUAAGAGGGAAAUCAAGUGGUAGACGAGAAGAGCAAUGGCGUCAAGUGUGGGGUGAACUAGAGGCUUUGAUUCGAGCGCAUUCCGCGUCGCCUGCGCAUCGCGCUUUAUUGCGCACUCUACUAGAAUGCCGGUCACACAAUCACUCAGCUGAAGGUGAAUCAUCAAGGGCAACUGUCAUCCGUGCGACCACAGACUCUCCAUUAUCCCCGGUAGGAGCUGGAAACGGAAAUAGCAAUGACGUAUGGGCACCUAGAAAUGCCCUUGAUGCACUUCUUGGAGCACCCAGACCACCACGCAGACCGGACUUCGCAGGGCGAAUGGCGGCCGGUAGCAGACCAGCGACCCUUUACUCCCAUUUACAGCAAGACGUCGAGGCACAAAAUUAA